Messenger RNA from Durotheca rogersii, 1662 nucleotides. RefSeq names its product RAVE subunit 2/Rogdi. The coding region runs from base 89 to 1330 and encodes 413 amino acids. The transcript has 2 exons. The record is from RefSeq and is a predicted model, not a curated record. NCBI's taxonomy places the organism in Eukaryota, Fungi, Ascomycota, Sordariomycetes, Xylariales, Xylariaceae. Gene Ontology annotation, cellular component: RAVE complex.
GGUUGACAGCAUUUUCCACCAGAUGGCCCGGUGAAAUGCGGCUGCCUGUGUAGGCCCUGAACCCAGAACCCGCCAUCGUUGACUUGCCAUGUCUGUCGAGAUCUGGCCUCCCAUCCCGCCCGACGAGCUUAAAGUCCAGGAAGAUGCCACGCAGGACCGCGAGCUCUCCUGGCUUCUCGCCUCGCUGCGCGCCACGCUCGCGCAGCUGAGGCUCGGCCUGCAGGACUGCUGCGCGCUGCUCGCGCCCACCGAGCCCGGCAGCACGCUCGCCCUCACCACCCCGCGCCACGAGACCGUCAAGGGCCACGCCACCCGCGUCGGCACCUGCCUCGUCCGCGGGCUCAUCCACCUGCGCCUGCGCACCCUGCCCCCGCAGACCUUCGCCCUCGACCCCGCCCGCCCCGUCCGCAUCGCCGCUCUCGCCCGCCUCGACGCCCUGCUCGCUCGCGCCGUCGCCCUCUGCCUCGCUAUCGAAGGGGGCGGCGGCCGCGAGCAGGAGCCCUCGGCCCCGCAUCUCGCCUCGCAGCUUUCCCUGCUGGCCGACCUCAUCGCCGAAGCCUCCGCCGCCGUCAAGGGCUCCCCCAGCCCCCGUCCCGACAGCGGCAGCAGCAGCAGCAGUAGCAGUCACAGCACCCGGCUAGGCACCGCCUCGUCCUCGCUCCCCAGCGAACGCCAACACCACCACCGCCAGCUACAAGACCAUCAACAACAUAACCCCCCCCAGAAGACCGACGCGGCUGCGCCCCCUUGGACGACCUCCUCCGUCGCGCCGUGCCACUUCUCCCCGCCGCUCGGGCGCAACCUCUCGCUCUUCGCGACGAUCCACGACGCGUCGCUGGUGCUGUACCUGCGGGCGCUCGAGCCGGCCGAUGCGCCGGUCAACCUGGGGACCAAGCUCGCGCUCGCCAUCGGCACGGCGCGGCGCCUCGACCACGACGAGGCCGACCGCGUCUUCGCCUACCGGUGCGGCGACGACGACGACGACGACGCCGCCGCCUCCUCCUCCUCCUUCUCCUCUCUUCCUUCUUCCCGCGACCCCGAUCCCGACGUCUCCGGCACGAGGCGAGCACCACCCCCGGGCCGCGCGAGCAGGGAGAGCAUCGUCGCCGCCACAUCCGCUACGAGCACCGCCCCCGCCCCCGCGGCCGGCGCCGCAGCCGCGCGCCCCCAGGGCCACGACGUCUACGUGCGCGAGAAGGUCUGCGUCGAGAGCGCCGACCCCAGCCUGCUGUCGCUCUCGGCGAAGCUCGGCGCGCUCGCCGGCACCCUGGCCUUGGCGCGGCGCAACCUCGCCGCCGUCAUGGGCGACGCGGCGAGCGCGCGCGACUGAGCCGCGGCCGACGCACGCCUCAAAGGCGCGGGGGGCAUCGAGCGAGCCUGGCGGACGACCCGUCUGGACCCGGCCUCGACCGGGCCUGGAAGCGGCGUGGGUGGCGUUGUCAUGUGUCCUCGCAUUGCGUAAGAUGCUGGGGGCUGGAGUUGUGGUAUUUUGGGGUAGGCAUAGAUGAGGGGCUGGAAGGCUAAGCACUCUACGUAUUGGAUCUAACUAAAAGUUAUCAGACGCAUGUUACACCAUGGCCUAUUUUAUUCACUCUGCCUUCUUAAGAGGCGGUCGGUUCGGUAUGGGUUUAGAUAAAUACAUCUGACAUAAGUCUCCUCGCU